UCUUCAUACCCUUUACUGCAGACCUACAUCCCAUUCUUAUCCCUAAGAUCGCCAACACCGUACUCAAGAUGCAGUCCAGACUCGCUACCUUCACUACUCUCUUGAGUCUGACCUCCGCCGUUGCAAUCACUGCACGUCCUCCUGUCAUCGGAAAGCUUGUUGCACGCCAGGGCUCCGUAUGUGGCGCCCUCGCCACGCCUGUCUGCUGCCAACUUGACGUUCUAGGUGUCAUCAACCUGAACUGCGAAAACGCUGGACCCGUCGAAACGACCGAAGAUUUCACCGCCGUCUGCGCUGAGACGGGUACAAGUGCCCAGUGUUGCGCUGUGCCGCUUGGUGCCGAUGGUUUGCUCUGCACGGGUGCCUAGGUACACUGAGCGCAUGCCCUUUGGCGCUGGCUAGGAAACAUCCCCGAGCGAGUUUGGCACUCACCGGGAACGGAGCCCUCCCAGCAAUCUUCAUUUUCUACACAACUUUCUAGCCAAGGCCAGGAGUCAUGAUGACAUGAAAUGAGUUGGCAAAAUGAGAUAUGAGUGGAGUGGAGAUCAUCGAUAUAUAC
Molecule: messenger RNA, 559 nt
Organism: Boeremia exigua
Lineage: Eukaryota; Fungi; Ascomycota; Dothideomycetes; Pleosporales; Didymellaceae
Product: fungal hydrophobin-domain-containing protein
Exons: 2
Coding region: 69-368 (99 amino acids)
Cellular component (GO): extracellular region
Source: RefSeq, a predicted model, not a curated record